This is a messenger RNA of Glycine soja, 1064 nucleotides long. Its product is annotated as gamma-interferon-responsive lysosomal thiol protein. Gene Ontology annotation, molecular function: oxidoreductase activity, acting on a sulfur group of donors, disulfide as acceptor. The coding region runs from base 100 to 825 and encodes 241 amino acids. The transcript is spliced from 5 exons. NCBI's taxonomy places the organism in Eukaryota, Viridiplantae, Streptophyta, Magnoliopsida, Fabales, Fabaceae. The record is from RefSeq and is a predicted model, not a curated record.
UAAGUUGAGUAUUAUAUUGUGGUAGCUGUUACGAGUCAGCAAGAGAGAAAUAUCUUGUUGAGUUGAUUUCUGAUCCCAAAUUGAGUUUGAGUUUCAGCCAUGGUAUCUGUUUCUCUGCUCUUAUUCCUAUCUUUCUUUGCCUUCUUUGCACCCUCUGAAUCUCACGACAAAGUCUCGUUGGAAUUGUACUACGAAAGCUUAUGCCCCUACAGCGCCAACUUCAUCGUGAAUCACCUCCCAAAAAUCUUCACCCCAGAUCUUGCCCCAAUCGUUCACCUCAAACUCGUUCCUUGGGGCAAUGCCAAACUCCGUGCCAACGCCACCUUUGACUGCCAGCAUGGGCCAUAUGAGUGCUUGCUGAACACAGUUGAAGCCUGUGCAAUUCACAUCUGGCCUCAACUCAGCAAACAUUUUCCUUUCAUCUACUGUGUUGAGGAUCUGGUGUUUCAGAGUAAGCGUGAGGAAUGGGAAUCUUGUUUUGAGAAACUGGAUCUUGAUUCGGAACCUAUUAAUCAGUGUUAUAAUAGUGAACAUGGAAAACAGUUGGAGCUACAAUAUGCAGCUGAAACAAGUGCUCUGGAGCCUCCUCACAAGUAUGUUCCUUGGGUAGUUGUGGAUGGAGAACCACUCUAUGAGGAUUAUGAGAACUUCUUAAGCUAUCUUUGUAAGGCUUAUAAAGGUACUGUUACACCCCAAAGUUGCACCCAAGCAUCAUACCUAAGAGAAGUGAAUGCAAAGCCUAAGCAUUCGGUUUGCUACAAGGACAGUGGGAUUAUGCUAACAUGGGAAAAAGUGAGGUCAACCAUUGCAUCAUGGAUGCACUAGAUGAAUCUUGGCAGUGCAUUUUAGAUGUGCCAAUGCUGCAUUUAGUAGCAGUUUGUUCGUGUUAUCUUGUGUGAAGUUGUGUUGAUCCCUCCAAAAGUGCAAAUAGAACUUGUGAUGCACAUAAAACCAUAUCGUACUCUCAUCAAAAAAAUAAAACCAUGAUGUGUAUGUGUAUGAGGUACUUAAGUACAAUAUAUAUAGAGAGAGAAAAAAAAAAGUAAGUGCAAUUCUAUAUUUUC